AUGGGCACUAGCCAGCUAUGGCGGCUCUUACUUUCUUUAGUAGCGAUACAGUCAGUUUGGGCAGUACAGUAUAAAGCGUUCGGCUGUGGAAACAAUGUCGCAGAUCUCCAGAAACAGAUUAAUACAAAAUAUUUACAAACUCCAGUCUGGGAUUACUUUGGUUCUCUGUCCAAGCUUGUCGUUUGUGCAAGUGGUAUCAGUGGAGCUGGGGUUGACUAUUGCAUUUGUCCUGAAUAUUCGUGCUGUGGUUCUGUCAAUAAGUAUUGUCGUAGCACAGACGACUAUGUGAAUGGAAUCUGGGUCCAGAGGCCUGUUCAGUGCUGUUCAGGACCGAACUCUUCAAACUUCUGCGCUUGGCCAAAUCCGAAGUGUUUUUUGAAUGGAGGUUUCGGAUGGGAAUGCCAUAGCUCGACAACCCAAUUCUGUGGAUCUGGGGGUUGUGAUACAAAUCAAGGAAAUUACUGCUGUGGCAGUCGGUGUUAUAGACCUGGAGAUGGUCAAGUUUGCUGUGGUGGGAAUAAAGUAUGCGGCAGUGGAACAUACUGCUGUAAUGGCGACUGUAUUCCGUGGGAUGCUCAGUGCUGCGAAGGUCAAACAUACCCUACCUGGUGUUCUAGCGGAAAUUAUUGCACUCCGACCAUGUGCGUCCCCAACGGUGUAACGCUUUGUCCAGGAGGCCAGAUUGGUUGCUACACUGGUUCUAAGUGCUGCGGUGGGAAUAAGUGUAUUGCUAAUGAUGCUACGUGCUGUGAUAAUGGGGGUUAUUGUCCUGCUGGUAAAUGGUGCUGCGGAGAUCAGUGUGGACAAAAUGGGGAUGACUGCGGAUGGAGCGCCGCUCUGAACCAGCUUGUCCUUUGCCCUCAAUCUAAGUGGUGUGGUGCCGGAUGCUGUCCACACGAUUACAUUUGCACACAAAAUGGUGGUUGUAGAGCACCAGAUACAAUAGCUUGUCCAGGUCCCUUUUUUAAUGGAUGCCCUCAAGGUAGAACCGUUGGUGCUGUGGGCCCCGUUGCGGUAAAUCCGAAAACCAUGACAGUUGUUGCUGGUCCCAGUAUCGUAGCCAGGAAUAUCUCUGUCAAAACGGGUUCUGUUGCGGAGAUGUUCUUUCUAGCACCGCCGGAUGCUGCAAGCAAGGUUGGCGAUGUGUCAAUGGGGAAUGCCUUCCUCCCGAAGGCCAGCAGCUCUGUCCAUAUGCUGGCUGCGGUGGUCCAGGUGCCAAUGGGGAUAGCUGUUGCUGGAAUCCCACUAUCGAACGUUUAUACAUUUGCAAAAAUUCCGAAUGCUGUGGGAAUGACCAAUGCUGCACGGCGAGUCAGGAAUGUUCAAACGGACACGUAUGGAGUCUGGAAGUCUAUUGGUUGUUAUACUGAUACUGUUAAUGCUCGGGCAUUAUCGAACGUGGUUACCGAUAAUACAGGCAUGUCCGUGGCAAGAUGUGCAGGCAUUGCGGCUGGACGGAAAUACAUGGGCGUCGAAUACGGGGUGGAAUGCCACUAUGGUGAUUCUAUCGCUAGCAGUUCCACAUCUGCCAGCAAUGGUUGCACUAUGAGGUGCUCCGGAAAGCAGGAUGAACUGUGUGGAGGUGGCGAUAGACUCAACAUGUAUAUCAAUACCGCGUUCUCCGGGCAAGGUAAUGACGACUGGGAAUACGUGGGCUGUUAUACGGAUAGUAGUAGCACCAGAGCAUUGCAAUUCCAAUUGGUUGACUGGAAUGCUAUGACUGUCGAGAUUUGUCUCCAGACAGCUUCUGGAUUUGCAUAUGCUGCUGUAGAAUAUUACGGGUCGAGUUCGACUACAACGACGACUACGACCACGACUACCCCGUCCACUACCUCAAGAAUAACCUCGAGUAGUACUACAACCACUACCACUACUACGACCACUACACCAAGUACGACAACAAGUUCCUCAACCACGACUACAACCACAUCAACUACAACUACGACCACGACGACUACAACUACAACUACCACUACCACUACCACUACUACUACUACUACCACGACGACUAAAACAACCGCAGCUGGGCCAACCGCAACUAUAAACCCCGGUGUCGGCUCAUGGAAGAGCAAAGGAUGUUGGACUGAUAAUAUACUAGGCCAUUUCCUAAGCCAACAGCUCCUUGCAGGCCAGUCUGGAAGCCUUGAUGUCGCAGCUUGCAUCGCAGCUGCUGAGGCCGAAGGUUAUAAAUAUGCCGCUGUUGAGAACUCUGGUGAAUGCUGGGCGGAUUUUGUUCUAGAAUUGGGCUCUCUACCCGUAUCCAACAGUGAGUGUGAUAAGGAGUGUAACGGGAAACAUUCUGAAAUAUGUGGUGGAAGCGACACUUUUGUGCUAUACCAAAACGAUGACUUCGUCGACCCAUCCUAUGAGGUAGCAGCGCUUAUAACUGCACUAACAGACUUAAAGACAGCGUAUGAGGACCUAAAGGAAGCUAUGGAUGCUGUUAUUGAACUAUUGCAAAAUUCCUCUCAGAAGAAACGUAGGAAUAUAGCACUCCGACAGGAUAAUCUAGGUCAAGCUGUUCAAGUGAUGAAGCAAGCCGCAAGGACAUGCAGAAGAGCUUUGACAAAUGCCAUUUAUCGAGUUCAAAGGAAAUCACCCGCAGCACAUAAUUAUAUACGGCUUAAUAACAUGGCUUUGGACGACCAAGAGAGUUUGCUAGACGAUGCCGCAAGUGCAUUGAGUAGCUCUUCUAUGCUGGAGGUUGAAACUGCUUCUGUUGCAUCUGUGAUUACUCUUGGCCCGACAGGAUUGGCAGUUUUAAACAUAGCUAUCCGGACUCUGCAGAUCCCAGCCGUUGGCUUACUGGCUUACCUCCUUACUUUCGGCCAUGGUGGGGGGUCCGGCACCGGCACCGAACCACUUGAGUGUGAAACCGAUUUUUAUAUCCCAUUAGUGAUAAUGUGUAAGCAGGGUACCACGGAAAAACAGUACGAAGCUAUGAUCCGCCGAUUGCCCAUGCACCAAGAUAAUGUUAGGAUGGGACAUUACGAAAUCGAUUGGAAGAUGUACCGAGUUAUAAUCUCGGGAUGCGAUUCCGACAAGCUUAUCGAGUUUGCGGUGGAUCCUUCUGGUCCAAUUCUUAGCAUAGUCUACGAUGAAAUAAUCAAUGUAGAAACUAUGCCGAGCCGUAGCUUCUCCAAGAGAUCGUCACCGCAUGGAGAUGGAAAGAUCCGAAAGCGAAUGGAAACUAAAGACCUUCACCCUAAUAAACUAUUCAAGCGCUUUCCCAAUACGAAUUUGAACGGGCAAGAUGUAUUUCGAUACCAACCGAACGCCCCGUCUCAUUUAAAUUGGCUUUCAAACCCAAACAUUCGACAGCAAUCUGGAAGAUGGUAUGAUGUCCCGGACUCUUACGUAUUCCUUGACGGAGAACAGGGAACUGGAGCAGCAAUAUACGUCAUUGAAUUUGCCGGGUUUCAUUUGAGCCAUGAUGAUUACAGAACAAAGCUUUUAGGAAUACUUCCAGCUACAGAUUGGGGUGCGACGCAUCAUGUUAAUAAUCAUGGUACAUGUGUCGCUUCCGCAGCUGCGGGGUGGUAUUCUGGGAGCUCAAAGGGGGCUGGCUUGGUUCUCGUGAGCCCAUUACAUGUCAGAGAUAAUAGCGGUUUGAAAGCAGAAGAAACGUGGGCUUGGAAAUUAUAUCAGACACUCACUGAUAUCGUCAAACACUCUAACGGCCAACCAAUUGUUUACAAGGGUAAGGCUGUUAUAAAUAUCUCAGCAACGAUGAGUGCCAGACUAUUCACUGGCAUACAUGCCAAUGUAUGGAAUUCAAAUAAUGAUUGGUGGGAUGAAGUUAUGGUAAGACUCAACCACCAUCAGGUCGCGCUUGUUGUUUCGGCUGGCAACUAUCACCCAGACAAAAUCGACGCAGAUAAACCUAAAGGAAGUGGAGGUUCGCAGACGGGUAUCAUAGUCGUAGGGAAUUCAUGGCUCGAUGAUGAGCGUCAUCCCAAAUCACAGUUCGAACAGUCCCAAGGCUCCAGGCCUGGGAUUUUAACCAUCUAUGCUGCUGCUUCGGGGUCAUGGUGCGCUGACACAACAGGACAAAACGUCUGGAUCCUCGAGGGAGGAACAUCAACAGGAGCUGGAAUUGUUUCAGGCGUUGUCGCAAAUAUGCUCGUGUCCUAUCCGAAUGAGGUUGCCGCCUCAGUCGCUGCGAGCGGUGGGGUUUGGGGACUAGGUGUAAAGCGACUGCUCAUACAGAAAUCUAGGGAGGCUAAGGGAUCAGUAUUUGCCAGUGAUUCGGAUACUUCUACAACCCCUCGGUUAGCAUGGGGCAAGCCUCUCAUUUGUAUGAUUAAUAACCCGUUCGAUCCAAGUGAUGUCGACAUCCCGCCGGUUUCACCACUCCUCGAUCCUACCAAGCCUGUGGAGGCAGCAUCGACCACUCAAUUUGCGGCUAUCAUGACUACAUUUCCAAUACUGGCAGCUGGAACUACUGUGGAUCUUCCAACUAGGCCUGAGUGCGUCACGGUUAUCUAA
Messenger RNA from Orbilia oligospora ATCC 24927, 4488 nucleotides. RefSeq lists its product as uncharacterized. Bases 1 to 4488 code for a protein of 1495 amino acids. Gene Ontology annotation, biological process: proteolysis. Gene Ontology annotation, molecular function: serine-type endopeptidase activity. NCBI's taxonomy places the organism in Eukaryota, Fungi, Ascomycota, Orbiliomycetes, Orbiliales, Orbiliaceae. The transcript has 24 exons. The record is from RefSeq and is a predicted model, not a curated record.